UCCAACUCUUUUUAGGGUCCUCACGACUUCUAUAAGCUCAUGUUAAGUGCUUCACUCACUAGCAAAAACCACAACAAAAACACUCUUUCCCCUUUGUCUCUCUUCACUUCAUUCCUUUGUUUAUUUUUUUGUCUAUCUCAUCUUCUUCUUCAUCAUCUCUUUCAUUUUAUAUUAUCCCCAAAAUUAAUUCCCAUAAAAGAAAACAAAAUCUUGAUCAUUUUUUAUAGUUUUUGUCUCUUGCUUUUGAAAUCUUAAAGAAUCUCUUCUUGAUCUUUUCUAGUCUUUUUUCAAGAAAACAAUUUUGCAAGUGUUUGACCCUUUUCUCCUUCACUUUCAAGAACUCAAUUUUUAACAAUGAUCUUAUUAGUGCUUCAAACUUUAAUUGUUCUACAUUCCCAUGAUGAAUAUGUUGAUGAUGCAUGAGAGGGUCAAUAAUGUAUUAUUUCCUAGUUGUUUAAAAAAAAAGAGUGGUGAAAAUCUUCUAGGUUUUUUUUUUUGGUUAUCCUACUUUUUCAUUACUAGUUGAAGUCAGCCACUAGUUUCAAUUUUAAUCAUUUUAGUCUACAUAGCUCUUGCUACACCUAUACCUUAGGUUGUACUAAUUAUAAUAAGUUCCUAUCUUGUCCCUUUUGGUCUCCACAUAAGUACAAAAAAUUUUCUUGAAAGAGGUUAGAAAUGGAACUUCCAAGUCAAGAUCAUGAGGAUAUGCCAAUACCAAUUAACAGCACAUAUGGACAUUUGAUACAUCAUGAUCCUACACCACCCAACAAUACCAAUCACAUUAUACCACCUUCUAUGAAUGGUCCUCCAAUUGAUGCACCACCAGUAGCAACUGCAGCAGAUCAUCAUGUACCUUUCAAGAAAAUAGUCAGGUACAAAGAGUGUCUAAAGAACCAUGCAGCAUCUAUGGGUGGUAAUGCAACAGAUGGAUGUGGAGAAUUUAUGCCAAGUGGUGAAGAAGGUACAAUUGAAGCUUUGAUUUGUUCAGCUUGCAAUUGUCAUAGGAAUUUCCAUAGAAAAGAAGUAGAAGGUGAUCAACAACAAUUAGCAUCUUCUUGUGAUUGUUUUCAUCAUGUGAACAAUAGAGUAUUAGGAGGAGGAUCAACAAAAAAAGUGUAUUUAGGACAUAACCAUCACAAAACAAGCUUAGGUCCUGAACCAUUUGGUACAAUAAUCCCAACAAGGCCACCACAUCAUCAAAUGAUAAUGUCAUAUAACAUGGGCUCACUUCCAAAUUCUGAAUCAGAAGAACAUGAUAUUCAAGAUCAUCAUCAUAUUGGUGGGAUUAUGGGUAUGGCUAGACCCUUACAUCAUGUCAAAAAGAGAUUUAGGACUAAAUUUACUCAAGAACAAAAGGAUAAAAUGCUCAAUUUUGCUGAAAAAGUUGGAUGGAAAAUACAAAAACAAGAAGAAGGGGUUGUGCAACAAUUCUGUCAAGAAGUUGGAGUUAAAAGAAGAGUGCUUAAAGUUUGGAUGCAUAACAAUAAGCAUAGCCUUGCCAAGAAAAAUAUUACUACUAAUAUUCCUAAUGAAAAUCAACUUCCAUGACUUUUUUUAUAUUUUUUUUUAAAUAAUAAUAAUAUGUAGUCUAGUAGUACUAGUCCAUGUUGGAAAUUUCUUAUGCUUGUUUUGGAUUUUUGUUUAAUUAAUUAACUUAUUAAUCUCAUUUAUCCAGUGCUGACUGGAUUUAUAUUUAAUUGUACUUUUUAUUUUAUUUUA
This is a messenger RNA of Solanum lycopersicum (tomato), 1719 nucleotides long. Its product is annotated as zinc-finger homeodomain protein 4. NCBI's taxonomy places the organism in Eukaryota, Viridiplantae, Streptophyta, Magnoliopsida, Solanales, Solanaceae. The record is from RefSeq and is a predicted model, not a curated record. Gene Ontology annotation, molecular function: transcription cis-regulatory region binding; DNA-binding transcription factor activity. Gene Ontology annotation, cellular component: nucleus. Gene Ontology annotation, biological process: regulation of DNA-templated transcription; regulation of developmental process.